CUCGACGCCUGGGAGAGGACCACACUCCCCUCACCGUUAGCCCGCUAAGCUAGCUAGCUCCGCUAACUUAGCAGCGGUCUCCGUGGCUAGCCUGCGGUCUCCUGCGGCACGGCGGCGGGUUGGGCUGAAUCGUCACCCUCGAAGGAGCAUGUUUAAGUGACGUGGGAAGGACGAGGUGGGAUCUCUGACGCUCCGCCCCUCUCCUGGUGGAGCACCCUGCGCAUCUGACCAGAGACCCCUGCAGUCACUCGGACAGGAUGCGGAGGUUUGCCUACUGUAAGGUGGUGUUGGCCACCUCUCUGGUGUGGGUGAUGCUGGACAUGUUCAUUUUGCUCUACUUCAGCGAAUGCAACAAGUGUGAUGAGAAGAAAGAGAGAGGACUGCCCGGGAGAGACGACACGCAGGCCAGGCCGCGUGAUGGACCCGGCGAAGGAGGCAAACCCGUGGUGAUAUCCAAAGAGAAGCAGGAGAAGAUGAAGGAAAUGUUUAAGAUCAACCAGUUCAACCUCUUGGCCUCUGAUAUGAUUGCUCUCAAUCGUUCACUGCCUGACGUCCGCCUGGAAGGGUGCAAGAACAAGUUAUACCCAGAUAAUCUUCCUCGCACCAGUGUGGUGAUUGUAUUUCACAAUGAGGCCUGGACCACUCUGCUGCGAACCGUCCACUCCGUCAUCGAUCGCUCUCCAAACUCGCUGCUGGAGGAGAUUGUCCUGGUAGACGAUGCCAGUGAGAGAGAAUUCCUAAAGCAAAAAUUGGAGCAGUAUGUUCGAAAGCUCGAGGUUCCUGUCAGAGUGGUGAGGAUGGAACAGAGGUCGGGACUCAUCCGUGCUCGCCUCAAGGGAGCGUCCAUCUCCACCGGCCAGGUCAUAACCUUUCUGGAUGCUCACUGUGAAUGUACAACAGGUUGGCUAGAGCCUCUGCUUGCCCGCAUCAAGCAAGACAAGAAAACUGUGGUGUGCCCCAUAAUCGAUGUGAUCAGUGACGACACGUUUGAGUACAUGGCGGGCUCUGACAUGACAUAUGGAGGCUUCAACUGGAAGCUCAACUUCCGCUGGUACCCUGUACCCCAGAGGGAGAUGGAUCGCCGCAAAGGAGACCGCACUCUUCCUGUCAGGACUCCCACCAUGGCGGGCGGCCUGUUCUCCAUAGACAGGGACUACUUCCAGUUGAUUGGCACGUAUGACGCAGGGAUGGACAUCUGGGGAGGAGAAAACCUUGAAAUCUCGUUCCGAAUCUGGCAGUGCGGCGGGACCCUGGAGAUCGUGACGUGCUCUCACGUGGGCCACGUGUUCCGAAAGGCCACGCCCUACACGUUUCCUGGGGGAACGGGGCAGAUCAUCAACAAGAACAACCGGCGCCUGGCGGAGGUGUGGAUGGACGAGUUCAAGAACUUCUUCUACAUCAUCUCUCCCGGCGUGACCAAAGUCGACUACGGUGACAUCACGUCUCGCGUCGCUCUAAGACAAAAGCUUCAGUGUAAACCCUUCAGUUGGUACUUGGAGAACGUGUACCCAGACUCUCAGAUCCCCAGGCACUAUUACUCCAUGGGCGAGAUCCGUAAUGUGGAGACCAACCAGUGCCUGGACAACAUGGCCCGAAAGGAGAACGAGAAGGUCGGCAUUUUCAACUGCCACGGCAUGGGAGGCAACCAGGUCUUCUCCUACACGGCCAAUAAAGAGAUCAGGACGGACGACUUGUGUCUAGAUGUGUCCAAGCUAAACGGACCUGUCAUGAUGCUCAAGUGCCACCACCUUAAAGGCAACCAGCUCUGGGAGUACGAUUCUGUGAAGCUGACUCUGGUCCACGUCAACAGCAACCAGUGCCUGGACAAAGCCAGCGAGGAGGACAGCCAGGUCCCCAGCGUCAGAGACUGUUCACACACGCGCUCCCAACAGUGGCUGCUCCGCAACGUCACACUACCAGAGGUCUUCUGACCACACUCUGCACACUCACCAGCACACACACUCUCACACACACACACACACGCACACACACAGCAGCCCAGAGUGAGAAAUCAGGGGAACAGACGUGGUUAUUUUUUUUUAUUUUUUUUUUUUUAUUUUUUUAAAUUGGGCACAAGAAAAGGAGAGACUUCCCGCGAAGGGAUUUGAGAGGAGAUCGGACUGGACGGUACUACCUCUGCCAGAGAUCAGAGGAAGGAGCAUAUUCGAGCCUUCUUUCAGCAGGAAGAGAGGAAGGACUCCUUCCAGGAGACAGUGGCUGUCGUUGUUGCGUUUGUUUUUUUUAUGCUUUUUCUUUUAAGGAGAUUUGAACUGUGGAGAGUGAUGCUCCUGCGUGUGAAUAUAGGACUGGCUGCUGAGGUCGAGGUUCUGCACUCACAGCUUCCCUGGACAAAGCAGUCCACCCCUCAACUCAUCACUAAACGUUUACUGACUGCCUCUUGUAAGAGUGUGGGCACUUAUGUGUGUGUGUGUGGACUUGAAUGUAUGCUUUGAGAAAGGAGGUUGAUUUCCUUGUUGAUUUCAAUUUUUUUUUUAAAUUAAUUUUGUAACAUUGUAACAUUGAACAUGAACUCUGGUGAACUCCUAUGAAGAAGCGUGUUGCGUGUAUGUGUGAGACUAUUGUGUGCUUGUGUCAGAGCCCCUCCUACAGUCUUGCAGCAGUGUAUGUCGCCCUCUGGUGUUACUCUUCGACAUUUCAUCCCACAGACUGAAGCCUCCACGCUGAGGAAUUUCCAAGGGACUGCACAUGUAAAAACAAACAAAAAAAGAGAGCAAGAGGACUGAACGCGAGGACUCGACGUCUGCCAUCAGCAGAGAAUUAGAACUAGAGAAAAAAAAAAGUUGUUGUCAUAUCUUGAGAUUCCUGUAUCCAGUUUUUACAUGGAUUUGUUUCUACAGUCCUGUGAGGGUGUCCCACAGCAGUAACCCUAGUCUGUCCCAUAGUCUGUGCAUCUGGUGUCUGAAGAUGUUUAACAUAGAGCGAACACAGAGGACUCUGCAUAUAUAACUGAUACUCACUGCCUAAUGUAUUGUUAAAUCAUAGGGAUCUCUCCCAUAAGACACUACAUAGUCACACACAUACGCAUCCUGUAAGCAUAGGAAAAGGCGCAUAUGUCAUAUCUUCUUCUCAAUGACCUCUUACAACGUAACACUCCAAGGGCUUCUUUCCUCCAGCGGAGUGUGUGGGCGGCCGUGCCGCUGUGUGUACGGGCACGUCUUCAGUACUAAUCCCAGUCCAUCAGCUCCCCGUUUACUAGGACGAACAAGUUCUCAGAUUUCACGCUGUCGGACGUCCACGAGCCCGUAGUGUAGGCUAGACAGCGCGCUCCUGCUUCCAUUGUACUGAAAGAGGAAAACGGCUGCUUUUAUUUUCCAAACGGAGGGACGCGUCUGCGUAAGAACGCCUGGGAACUGGUGAUAGAAUAUCAACGAGGCGUUGCUGAGGUGUGUGAGGAGAAGGAAUCAGGGACAGAAGAGUCGGAGGGAUAGAAAGACUUGAACUGUCUUACAAAGAGCACAGCGACAGCAGUAAACAUAUCAUGACCUAUUACUACGUAUGUCACUUUACAAAUUCAUUCUUCUUUUUCACCAGUUAUCUGAACUGUCUCACUUCAAACAUCAGGCAUUUAUUCUAUUAUACCAUGCUGCAGCUGCAAGUCAGGGCAGAGGAGACGACUCCAUAAAGGUUUUAACCAUUUCAUCUUCCUCCAGUGGAGGGAGGGUUUACAUAGAGGACACAUCAUUAGUUCACCUUUUGUUGUGAAGACGGUAGUGGGAAAAGGUCACCGACUGGUUUCCACGUCUGAACGAGUGGUUGUGUGACAAAGAUGCGAGCGUUUUCUGAUUGUGUUUGGAUUGUUCUGAUUUGGGGAGAGGGAGGGGUUGAAGUUGACAUGUCCAGGCUUCCACAAUGAGCUGAUCCAAAUGUAGAAAAUAAAGGCGAAAACGUUUACAGAACAGUACAGUGA
Messenger RNA from Betta splendens (Siamese fighting fish), 3928 nucleotides. It is a transcript of the gene galnt1, whose product is annotated as UDP-N-acetyl-alpha-D-galactosamine:polypeptide N-acetylgalactosaminyltransferase 1. The transcript has 14 exons. Lineage: Eukaryota; Metazoa; Chordata; Actinopteri; Anabantiformes; Osphronemidae. The record is from RefSeq and is a predicted model, not a curated record. The coding region runs from base 258 to 1931 and encodes 557 amino acids. Gene Ontology annotation, cellular component: Golgi apparatus.